Messenger RNA from Conger conger (European conger), 2864 nucleotides. RefSeq names its product repulsive guidance molecule B-like. Lineage: Eukaryota; Metazoa; Chordata; Actinopteri; Anguilliformes; Congridae. The coding region runs from base 272 to 1738 and encodes 488 amino acids. Gene Ontology annotation, molecular function: coreceptor activity. Gene Ontology annotation, biological process: BMP signaling pathway. The transcript is spliced from 3 exons. Gene Ontology annotation, cellular component: plasma membrane. The record is from RefSeq and is a predicted model, not a curated record.
CCGGUCAAGGGUUUGGUUGAAUUCGCAGUUGAUCACUUCGAACUGAUUUUCCUGUUUGUGUGUGAGUUAUGUGUUGUGCGUGUCUAAUGUCAAAGAGGCAGAGAUCGAAGGAAUGAAGAUGUAGCUAGCUACUGUAACCAUCACCUGAAGAUGACGUAAACCCCGUGUAGUUGUACACACGUGAGGGUUACUAGGUGGAAUCUGCCCUGCACCUUUGCAGUCGUAGUUGUACACGUGUGUUACCUCGAUUGACUUUACUGUAGUAUUGUUGAUGUUAUUGUGUGGUCAAGGUGGUGCUAGGACUACAUACAGAGGCCCAGUUUCCCGAUAUUGGCGCAAAUCCGCCUCUGUUUCUUCAGUUGAGCACCCGAGUGCAUCACUACAGAGACCUGGAUGGAUGGUUAUGGGGAAAAGUGGAUUUUACUAUUCGGGGGCUGAUUGCCUCAUCCACGCAUCAUCAAUUUGUCUACUGUCGCUCUCGGUGCUCCUUGCUUUGUCAUCCUGGGCAGAAAUAGGGGAUUGCCAAGCACAACACUCUCAGUGCCACAUUCAGAAGUGCACCACAAAUUUUGUCUCCCUCACUUCCCACCUGAACCCUUCCCUGUAUGGCUUUGAAACGGAGUUCUGCACAGCGCUGCGGACCUACUCUGCUUGUACCCGGCACACCUCCAAGAGCUGCCGUGGUAACCUGGUGUUCCACUCGGCCAUGCUGGGAAUCAGCGACCUCAUGACCCAGCGGAACUGCUCCAAGGACGGCCCGACCUCCCCCACCCAACUGCAGGCCCCCGCCGGGCCCUGUGACUACCAUGGCCGGCAGCAAGGCCUGGGGGCAAGUGAGAACUCUCACCUCAGCAACCUCUUCUGUGGCCUCUUUGGGGAUCCUCACCUUAGGACAUUUAAGGAUGACUUUCAGACCUGUAAGGUUGAGGGUGCGUGGCCCCUCAUUGACAACAACUAUCUGUCAGUGCAGGUAACAAACAUUCCUCUUGUCCCAGGUUCCCAUGCCACAGCGACCAUUAAGGUCACGGUGAUAUUCAAAGCGCAGCAGGACUGCACAGAGCAGAAGGUGUACCAGGCCGUGGCAGGCGACCUGCCCGCGGCGUUUACGGACGGCACGGUGAGCGGGGGCGGCAGCGGCGGCCGCAGCCUCUGGAUCGUGGAGGAGGCAGCGGGGCGGCACGUGGAGAUCCAGGCCGGUUACAUCGGGACCACGGUGAUUGUGCGUCAGCUGGGGCACUACCUGACGCUGGCAGCACGCGUCCCCCGGGACGUGGCCAUGGCCUUCGAUGACAGCCAGGACCUGCAGCUCUGCGUGAACGGCUGCCCCCAGGCUGAACGCAUCGACCGGGAUGGGCACCUCCCCCUGCCGGACCUGGGGCCACGCUGGGCCGGCCCCCAGCACCAGUAUCGGCAGCUGCACCCCAGGGCCAGCCAGGGCCUCGUGGCUGCCCUGCAUCACGACUUCACCCUGGAGGCAGCCGUGGGGGCAUGCCAGGCACGGCUGGAGGUCAAGGACAUCUAUUUCCACUCCUGCGUGUUUGACCUCCUCACCACCGGGGACAGCAACUUCACGUCUGCUGCCUAUAACGCCUUAAAGGACAUGGAGACACUCCACCCUAUGAGGGAACGCUGGCGGAUUUUCCCCAGGUCUUACUCCCCAGUGCCUAGCCAUCUCCACCACAGACUCUUACUUCUCUGCUGUCUCUUUCCUGUGUUUUUGUUGGACUUUUUAAAGUGAACUUUAUGACAAAUUAUCUUGUAGCAUUGUAUAUUGGAAAAAAAGAAUGUUUACCCUUAGUGAUGACUUUAUUAGUUACACAUUACAUUACAUUAUUGGCAUUUGGCAGACGCUCUUAUCCAGAGCGACGUACAGUUGAUUAGACUAAGCAGGAGACAAUCCUCCCCUGGAGCAAUGCAGGGUUAAGGGCCUUGAGAAGGUGCAUGAUCUGUGACAUGGUGCAUUUUCCUGCUGGAAGUAUCUAUUUAAAAUCCAUUCAACAAUGCUUAGGUAUGCUUUGGCAUUCAAAUGAUGGUCACAUGGUAUUAAGGGGCCCAGUGUGUGUCAAGAAAACCUUGCUCACACCAUUACACCACCACCAGCAGUCUGCACCAUUGGCACAAGGUUUCCGCCAAAUUUUAUCUCUAGCAUCUGCAUGUCACAGCAGAAAUGGAUAUUCAUUAGAGGAGCUUUUUCCAAUCUUUAAUUGUUACAUUUUGUUGAUUGUGUGUUCACUGUACCCUCUUCUUCCUGUUCUUAGCUGACAGGAGAGAAACCCUGUGUGGUUUGCUGCUGUUGCCCAUCUGCUUCGAGGUGUAAUGCACUUUUUGUUCAGAGACACCCUUCUGCACAGAUGUUUUUAUUUGUGAGCGUGUGGCCUUUCGGUUAGUUUGAACGAGUCUGUCCAUUCCUCUGACCACUUCUGUUAACAAGGUGCAUUUCAGCAAUGGAUGCGCCAUUCUCUGUAAACUCUAGAGACUGUCUUGUGUGAAAGACAGCAGCUGUUUCUGAGAUGCUGGAACUGCCUUGUUUGGCACCAACGAUCAUUCCACAGGCAAAGUCACUUAGAUCAGGCACCUUGUCCAUUCUAGUGUUUAGUCAAACCACAACCAAACCUAGGGGGCACGGAUGGGUAGCACUGCCGCCUCACAGCAAGGAGGUCCUGGGUUGAAUCCCCGUCGGCCGGGGCCUCUCUGUGCGGAGUUUGCAUGUUCUCCCUGUGUUUGCAUGGGUUUCCUCUGGGUACUCCGGUUUCCUCCCACAGUCCAAAGACAUGCAGGUUAGGCUGACUGGAGAGUCUAAAUUGCCUGUGGGUAUGAGUGUGUGAGUGAAUGGUGUGUGUGCCCUGCGAUGGACUGGUGACCUG